AAAGACAGGAUAGACAGGAUGGCGAAAGAGACGCGAGAGAAAGUUCCCUCACGAAAGUAUAGUGCAUCUCACUGGAGGCUCCAGAACAUUGCACAAGAAUCCAUGGACAGCUCAGAUGAGGAGUUCUUUGAUGCCCGAGAUGUUUUGGAGGGGAAAGCAGCUAUGCUUCUAGGCAUGAGCCAGUGGAACUCAAAUGACCUGGUGGAGCAGAUCGAGACGUUGGGACACCUGGAGCGCUCGCGAGAAAGUUUGUACAGGCUCAGGCAUCCUCGCUGUGCACCACAGAGCAGCGUAGAUGGCCUAGAGGAUAUAGAGCGGAGGUGCAGGACGCAGCAGCUCAUCCUGGUGGUUCAUGGAGGUCACAUCCUGGACUCUGGAGUCGGUGAGCCAGGUGGCAAGGCAGGUGACGCCGCCACGCUGGCCUCGGUGCUGGAGCGAGUGGCACGGGUGCACUUCCAGGAGGCAGCAGACAGCCUGCUAGUGCGGCUGGUGCCAUGUCCGUCUGUGGGCGCCGAUGCCUUCUCUCUUGUCUCGCAUCUGAAUCCAUACAGCUACGACGAGAGCUGCGUUUGCAGUAGCGUGGACCACUUGCCCUUGGCUGCUCUCCCAAUCCUCGCCAUUGCUGCCCCACGAUACCAAGACGCUGUGGCAACAGUAAUUGCUCAGGCCAAUCAGGUCUACCGGAACUUUCUUGAGUCCCCAGAGGGGCUGGGCUUCUCAGGCCAGGUGUGCUUGGUGGCAGACUGUGUUGGAGGAGUCCUCUGUUUUGAUGCCCUGUGUUUCAGCAAUGACCACCAAUACGGAAGCCCUAAGAGUAAUGACAGGAGCUACAGCACUGAGAGCUGCAAGGAGAAGCCAGGCAGUGUGAGCAGCCUGAGUCCCACUCUGAGAGGCAGCAAACGUUUGAGCAAGAGCAACAUCGACGUCUCGGCUCCAUGCGAGCCAGGCCCAGCUGCCUGUCACCCACUCAUCCGCAAGCAGAGUGACUCAUGUGACGCUGACGUCGCUGGAGGCCAGAGGGUCUUCUUCAGCAGUCUAUCUCAAGAUGAGCAGAGUAGCUCCAGGCAGGCUCAGAAUCCUGGCUCUUUUGACUUUGAGGUUUCAGACUGCUUUCUGCUAGGCUGCCCACUGGGACUGGUGCUUGCCAUGAGGAGAACUGUGUUACCUGCUUUUCAGGUGGCCCAGUUGCGUCCAGCCUGCUCGCAGAUCUUUAACCUGUUCUACCCAUCUGACCCCUCCGCCUCACGCCUGGAGCCGCUGCUGCACCCUGAUCUCACUCAGCUACCGCCCUUUGCUGUGCCCCGAUACCAGCGCUACCCACUGGGCGAUGGGCGCUCCACUCUCACUGUGGACACGGUCAUCAGACGUCCGUCAGUGUGUGGAGGAGCUCCUGAUGCUGUCCAGACUCCAUGCUGUGCUGGGGGUGGGUGUAAGGCAGGCAGAACUAUGGCUGCUUCCUCUAGCAACGACCCUGAAAGUGCUCCAUUUGCACCCAGUCAGCCGAACUGCACCAUCUCACAGUUGUGCAGUAGGUGGUGGGGCUCAAAGCGGCUCGACUAUGUGCUGUACUGCCCCGACGUACUGACGGCCUUCCCCACAGUGGCGCUGCCCCACCUGUUCCACGCCUCCUACUGGGAGUCUACAGAUGCCAUGGCAUUCAUCCUCAGACAGGUGCUUCGCUGUGACUGUUUGAAGGCUGGUGAGGCAGAUUGCUGUGAUGUCGGGCCAAUCUCGCCAUCUAGCCCGAGAGAGAAGUGGCUCCGCAGACGAACGCAUGUCAAGCUUCGUAAUGUGACGGCCAAUCACAGAGUGCAUGACGUGCUUGCAACGGAGGACGGCCUGCAGACGCUUGUGGGGAGGUUUAUGUAUGGCCCCCUGGAUAUGGUCACCCUUGCAGGCGAGAAGGUGGAUGUGUUCCUUGUGACCCAGCCUGCGUCUGGACGCUGGGUGCUGUUUGACACAGAGGUGACCAGCAGCAGUGGCCGUGUCACCUACACCAUUCCCCCCAACAAGAGACUACCAGUUGGUGUCUACCCCAUCAAAAUGGUGGUCAAAGGUGAUCAGACAAGCGCAGAGGCAUUCCUGACCGUGCUGCCGCGGGGCAUGGAGUGUGUGGUGUUCAGCAUCGAUGGCUCCUUCGCUGCCAGUGUCUCCCUUAUGGGCAGCGAUCCCAAGGUGCGACCCGGGGCCGUGGACGUAGUCAGACACUGGCAAGACCUGGGUUACCUGAUCAUCUAUGUCACGGGACGUCCAGACAUGCAGAAGCAGAGGGUGGUGUCCUGGCUCUCGCAGCACAAUUUCCCCCAGGGUAUGGUGUUCUUUUCCGAGGGGCUCGUUCAUGACCCCCUGCGCCAGAAAACUAUAUUCCUCAAGAGCCUCAUUAAAGAGUGUCACAUUAAGAUCAGUGCAGCAUAUGGCUCAAUGAAGGACAUGUCUGUGUAUAGCGCACUGGGGCUGGAGGCCUCUCACAUUUACAUCGUAGGAAGGCCAUCCAAGAAGCACCAGCAGCAGUGUCAGUUCCUUAGUGAGGGAUAUGCAGCCCACCUCUCGGCACUGGAGUUUGAGCAUGGUUCGCGCUCUAAGAAGAACCGGAUGGUCCUGCGGCAGGGCUCCUUUGGCCUCACAUCCAAGCCUGACUUCCUAUCGCCGUCACCAGACUUCCUGGCCUGCAAGCGCACGCCUAUAUUGCGACGUGCUGCUUCGGUACGCCAGGCCUCACCGCCCUCGUCCACAGCAGCCACCCCCAAGCCAGAGCGAGCCCAGAGCCAGCCCGAGUCACACAGGGACGGGCCUGAGAUCCGCAUCGAGGCUGACGACCUGGAUGAGGAGAGGGCCAGCUUUACCGCUGUGCUGUGAGGGGAAGCCAAUGUUAAGGUGGGGGGGAAGCAACGAGAAGAUGUUAUUCCUGUGGUAAGGCUGUGCUGAAGUAUCUGCUUGUUAGCUGUUCCCAGACUUUUAUGUCUGUCUUGAAAUGAAAGGUGGAUAACGUACUGCAAAUUAUAUUUAUCAGUUGAUCCACAAUUUUGCCAAUUUUGACAAAUGGGGUCAAGUGGAGUGCACAACUGAGUUGGCAGUAGCUGGAUAUCAUUAGCUGAGGCGUCCUCCUGAGUCAAAGCCAAGUACAGCAUCCAUGACCCCUAAAAACAAAAUUUGCAGUUUAACCUAAGCUGUUUCAUAGCAGUUGCUAUGGGAACCAUGGCCUUUCAUAAAUCCUUCAUUGGGUGAGGUCUGAUGUUGUGUACGGACAAUUACUCACAUUGUGCUCAGUCAGUGUGUGUGUGUGUGUGUGUGUGUGUGUGUGUGUGUGUGUGUGUGUGUGUGUGUGUGUUAGGAGGUCACUAUAAUUUGUGUCCGAGCAAUGAUUUGUACUGGACUGCUGUGGAGCGGAGGCCCAUUGCUUACAAAGAUCCCAUUUGGAUUUCAUUGACGCACUCAAGCUGCUCUGCGUCACCCUGGUCUCCGCUUUCUGUCUGGGACUGAAUAACCCUGAUCUGCAUGAGACAGUCGAGUGGCCAAGAGAAAAUAUCCCUUACUUCUUUGUGAGCCCAGCUUUGCCUGAGAGGAGAGAACAGCCCCUUUGUUUUGUAUGACUUUGGCAGGAAGCAGCUGGUUUCUUUAGGCACUGUUGACCACACAGAGAUGUUCUUAUUGUGCAAAGGUGGAGGAUUUGGGGUUAUUUCUCUCAGUGGCUAUUAGAACUCACACAGAAAGGGCUUCUUUUUCCAUAUUGCAUCAGGUUCAUUUGUAAAUUAAGUCUGAAAUGUGACAUAUGGGGUCCAUUGAAUUGUAUGAAAAUUUAUCAACAUUCAACAGUAAUAUGCUUACUGUGCUUUCUCUACAAAUAAUAGUUUUCAAAAAGAAUUCAUGUAAAUUAUAUGCAGGUAGUCCAUUGUAGAAAGCAUGCUGAUCAUAUGUGUACUUUUUUAAAUGUAAAACUGCAAAUGUAUAAAAUGUGUGAAGAAAUCUCUCCUUUCAUAAAGAAAACAUUUUAGCUGUUUUUAAAAACUGGGGCGAGGUGAUAAAGUACACAAGACUAUUAGCAAACUGAAUAAUGUGAAUCUUAUGUUCACAAUAUGUGUUUUUAUAUCUUCCACCUAAUACCACAGUAAAAUGAACAAAUUAAUUUGCAUUUUUAUUUCAGUAAAGUUAAUGCAUGCAAUUAUCUUUAAAUCUGAAAUUAAAAUAACAUCAUAUAAAAUGACAUUAUUCUAAAUCUGCAUACAAGAUUGGGAAAUUAAAAUUCAAAUAAAGAUAUAUAUUGCCAUUUUACAAGCUACAUUGUAAUUUAAUUUUGCCAGUGAUAUGAUAUCCACCUUGAAUGUUCUAUGGACCUCUCCGACACCCUUAGUUUUUUUAAACUUGUAACGGUCAGUCAGUUUAAUCUCAAUUUCCUCUCCUCUCUUCUUCUUCCAGUGUGUGUGAAUAUACAUAUUCUUCUUUACUGUUUCAUGAUCACACAUCGAAAGAGCUCCACAUGUCUUCUGCAAACUUAAUAAUCCCUCACUUGUGAAUCCCUCAAUUGGUGAACACAGCAGCUACCCUUCUACACAAGACGUAAGAUGCCGAAUUGAGUUUCCAGGAGAAAGAAAAAUAGUGAAGAAUAAUGCUGCUGCUGAGAGAGACCUCACCAAGAGGAAGCUAUGUUGGGGUGGGAGUGUCCUAUACAUUUUUUCCCACUGGAGUCCAUGAUUCUCUAGUCUUUUUUCCUGUGUGCUGAUCAAAUUCUCUGCUAACUGCUGUAGUGGUAUUUUUGUGAAGGUGUGCAUAAGCAUCUAAAUUAGCUGUUUAUAGCAGCCUGGCAAGCAGAGGUUUGCAUCUGUUUGGAUAAUUUGGUAUCAAUACCAUACGUUCUGUAAAUGUAGACAGUGCACUUGUUACAGAGCAUUCAGGGGUGCAAAAAGUAAAAGAAGUAGAUAGAAGCUAAGAAAGGGUGUGGGAAUACCCAAGCAAACCAUCUACAUUCAGACCAGCACCAUCUUAAGAGCUGAUUCUGAGUUGCUUGCAUGCCUGUCUCCCUUGCAGUUCAUGUGAAAAAGAUGUGUGUCCAGGUCGAGGUAUAUGCAAUCACGGCAUGCAACGUCAGUUAAGUCUUGUCUCUGUUGAUAUGUAUUUUGUGCAAGUUGUAGUAAAUUGGUUCACUGGCAGUAAGCCAAAGCUGUAUAGCAGUGCUGUAAAAUAAUGUACAUAAUUGUACAUACUUUAAAUAAGUAUGUUGCUGGAAGAUCUUUUGUAAAAUAAAAUAUUGAAACACUUAAAAAGUUGUGAUUUGCAGCCUAAAAAGGGUAUGCACUUUUUCCAUUCCAUGUGAAAAAGGGAAAAUUACAUCUAUAUUAACAUGAAAAAGGAGCUUUCCAAAAACAAGUAAUCAAGACUGAACAUAGAAGACCCUCUUCCAUAAAUAAUUUGGAAAGACAUGCUUUUAUACAUCUAGUACUAUGCCAUAUUUAAAAGUUGCAGAGCAAACCCAAUGGCAAGUGAUAUGCUUUUUUAAUAAAUGUGAGUUACAAAAGCAAGUAUUAAAAAAAACAAAAAAA
Electrophorus electricus (electric eel) is the source of this 5534-nucleotide messenger RNA. RefSeq names its product PITP-less RdgB-like protein (gene plrdgb). NCBI's taxonomy places the organism in Eukaryota, Metazoa, Chordata, Actinopteri, Gymnotiformes, Gymnotidae. Gene Ontology annotation, molecular function: phosphatidylinositol transfer activity; phosphatidylcholine binding; metal ion binding. Gene Ontology annotation, biological process: phospholipid transport. The record is from RefSeq and is a predicted model, not a curated record. Gene Ontology annotation, cellular component: cytoplasm.